This is a messenger RNA of Parastagonospora nodorum SN15, 918 nucleotides long. RefSeq lists its product as hypothetical. Bases 1 to 918 code for a protein of 305 amino acids. The record is from RefSeq and is a predicted model, not a curated record. The transcript has a single exon. NCBI's taxonomy places the organism in Eukaryota, Fungi, Ascomycota, Dothideomycetes, Pleosporales, Phaeosphaeriaceae.
AUGCGCGCGGGCAUUAUUAUGGAUUACUUUAGUUUGCUUGGGUUUGGCGACAUGGGGAAGAGGCGACACCCGUCCUUCAUCUUCUUCGCGAAGACCAAGUACGCCUGGAGCGCUUCGACUUGUGUCGCGUACGUCUUCUCGCGGUUCAUCCACAUCUUCAGGUACUUGUCCGAACUCAGGUCCUUGAGCGCGGCAUACCACUGCCGGUCCUUGGAUGUCUGUCGACACACGACUGCGAGGUUCUUGCCGCCGAGUCCCGUCACGCCGCUUACUAGCUUUAGGCACGAGGCCUUCAGCUCGGUGAUCUCGUCCGAAGGCUUCUCCUUUGGCGACUCGUCGUCGGUCGAGCCAUCGGAUGACGAGCUGCUCGCGAUUCUAGAGAAGAAACUUGAGCGCACGGGUGUAGAGGGGACGCUCUUCGUCGCCGCGGGUUUCGAAGGCGUCUUCUUCGAGGAAGGGACGGUUUUCGCUGAUUCGGUUCGCGACGGCUUCGGUCUUGAUGGCGCGUCCUUUUCCUUGUCUUUCGACGAGCCGCUCUUCGAUGUCUUCGUUUUCGGCGACUUGGGCGGUUCCGUCUUCGAUCGCGACAGCUUCGGCGGCGCGCUGUCUGGGAACGCGCCGAUGGGAGCUUUUGGCGAAGUUUUCGCAGGCGCAGGUUUGGACGCGGCAGGUUUCGAGGAUGAUGCCUUUGGUGAUGUGGGUUUUGACGGAGCGAUUUUCGGCGAAGGAGGUUUAGAUUGGGCAGCAGCUUUGGGCGGAGCAGCCUUUGGGAUGAUGACCUUGGGCGGCGGCGAGUUGAUCUGCGCGGCCGGCGGUUGUGCGGUCAAUUGCCCAUUCGCUAUUUGUCUCGCGCGUUCCUUGACACUGAGAAACAUGUUGAAAAGCGAUAUAGAUCGAUUUGUUAUCAAGCAAUGUUGA